This is a messenger RNA of Trichoderma gamsii, 2274 nucleotides long. RefSeq lists its product as hypothetical. The transcript has a single exon. Lineage: Eukaryota; Fungi; Ascomycota; Sordariomycetes; Hypocreales; Hypocreaceae. The record is from RefSeq and is a predicted model, not a curated record. Bases 1 to 2274 code for a protein of 757 amino acids.
AUGGGCUGGUUCAGCAAGGGACAGACAGGGGCUGGCGCAACCAUGCCCAGCCAAGAGGGCUCCGAAUAUGAGGUUGCCCACAGUAGCACGCCGACUUAUGCAGCAUCAGAAGGGGGCCCGCAAAAAUGGGCAGAUCACAGAGACUACAAGUAUGCUCACGGACCGCCGUCUCUCAGUUCCGUUGCAGCAGAGAGCACUGCCAGUCUCCCAAACCAAAACAACAAUCCUUAUUCUUCUUCAGGCCUGGAUGCCAAUUCUGCCGCCGGACGGCUUAGACAGGGUGAUCAGUCGGAAUUUAGCAGGUCUACCGAUCAAAUCAGUGUACAAUCGAAAGCGUCCUUCUCCAGCCAUCGAUCCGCAAGUACGAAGCCAAAGGAACCGAGAAACUACAAGCAAUAUCAUAUCCCGAUUCGAGCCGAAGUACCGUCACCAGCAUCGAAUCCCAGAAACACACCAACUUCGCAUCUAAUGGCACCAUCAUUAGUAGGCGGAGACGAGACACCCACCGGGAUAGGGAUGGCGCUUGGAAGCCCAAGUCAUGCUCCUGGACCUGCUGACUUGCGAUGGCAGACUGGGACGUUGACGACUGUAACCUCAGGAGGGCAUGCACAAGAGCCAGCUUCUAAUCCCAAUGGCGUGUCAAGAUCAAUGUCAAAAAGGUGGAAUCCUUUUAGCAGGACAAAGUCAAAAAGAACCAAGCCAGUAGACACUUUACCUUCGCAAUCGUUGGGCUCAGAGUCUGGAAAAAGCGUAGUGGAUCUUGCGAAUGGAGCAAAGAACGCUGAUGACUUUGGAAGUGGAAAGAAGAGGAGCGAGAAAGAGAGUGAUAUUAGAGGCACAGGGCCCGUAUUGCGCAAGGACAGCUCGAGCAGCGUAUCGAAAUCUCCGCCCAAAGACAUUUCUGGAUUGCCAAAUCAACGAAAUUAUGCGGCACCGACGCGCUAUGCCCCAGUUCCGCCACAGCCUCAAUUACAGCCUUCAAAGCUACUAGAGGUUGAUAUCCCAACAACUCAGAUGGAACGAUUCAGCGUCAUGUUUGGAACCAUUCUUAAGAAGCAGCCAUCUGAAUAUCAAUAUUUCUUACAACAAGCCCAACAGUCGUGGCAGCCCCAACCAUCAGCGGCACCAGAGCAGGAUGAGAAGCCACAAGAGUCGCGGAAGCCUGAAGAAACACAGCAGUCUCAGCCUAAACAAACCCCAGAGCAGUCAAGGAGGCCAUCAAAGGAAUCGGUCAAGACUCAAGACUCACAACAAGUAUUAUCCCCGCUACGACCACAGUUGUCAGUCCGGCGACAGGUCAAACUGGACAAGCUGAAAGUACCCGCGGCCAAAACUUUCCAAGAUACUUCUAUUCCUAUCGAGAUCAUAGUGCCACAACGACGAUCAACUUCACCUUUGCCGAAAAGCUCACCUUCAUUCUCCCUCUUCCCCCAGGAUCAAGCGCCCGCAAAUACUCUUCCCCUAAGAGUCUCUUCACGCGCGCGAUCAAACACCUCCCCUGCAAUGGUCAACUUUCCGACUCCAGCCAUGUACAAAGCAACAAAAGGAUUAAGGAAGAGGACUACUUCCGUUUCUAAUCCUUCUCAAGACGAGCCUCUACCGACAGAUAGUCAAAUGACACCGGAGCGACGCGAGAAGCUUAUUUCCAAGUUCCACCGCAAAGAGUCGACAUCAUCAGAGGCCUCAGUACCAAGAGUCGCCGGACAGCUAUCUGAAUCUCCCGCAUCCAUAACUGCACCGGUUGCCAUACCGGCACCAGUACAGCCUCGAUCAAUUCUAAAGAAGCCCUCUGGACCGCCACCACAACCACUGAAUCGUGCAGCAGAGCCCAAACCGCCAUCAUCCCAAAGGGCAUCACCAGCUCAAAGAAUCUCACCGUCCCAAAAAGUUUCACCAACCCAGAAGCCUUCGCCAUCCCAAAGAGUGGCGCCUCCGAAACAUCAACACCAAAAGUCCACAACGUCGAUUCGUACCAACGCAGACGAAGAAGAGGUCGAAAGAGCCUUAUACGAGGCUGUGGAAAUAUCUAUUGCGCGUCAAAUUAGCGUCUCAAGGCAGCAGCGUAAUAUUGUGGUGCCUUUGAUGCGUUCCGCCUCAAAAAGGGUACCUGGGGAGGCUGCGGCGGAAGUGGCCGCCUUGAUCAAGCCAGAAAAGAACAAGCGAAUGGUCGAGACGAGGACAGCAACGCCGCAGUUGGUGCAUCCAGAAGAAGAGGGCAAUAUUGGGCAGAGUGGCUAUCGGAAGAGCUCGCGCGUGGUGCUCGAGGGUGCAUGA